GUUCUUAAACUCUCCGUUACAGGACGGGUUGUAAUUUCUGCAUUGCAGAGCAGAAAUUAUCCGUGGUGUGUGACGGUCCGAACACCACGAACGUGAAUUUAAUCGGCACUAACUAAAGCAAAAAGAGAACAUCAAAGGGAAAAUAAUUAUUUCCGAAGAUUUGUUUCCAGAGUAUUCUGGCUCGCGGCAGUAAAGAGAGAGCACGAGCAGUGGGUUUGCGUUGUUUUUAGCAAAGCUAGCUCACUGACCGUCCUGCAUUCCUGUCUCUGUGUCGUGUGCAUGUUGUUGUGAUUCGCAUUGGCAAAAAACCGAACAAAAAUAUGAAACAACAUAGCUGCAAACAACUCUUGUCCCUGGCGUUCAUCGCGUUUUUAGGUGAGUAUAGAUGCUAGAUGGGCACAAUAAAUACAAUGAAUCUAACUACAAGAGAAUACACCAGAAUUCUGUCCUCUAACUUAUUUUAACCUCGUUUGCUGGUUAAUGUAAAGCUGGUUCUUCGUUUGCGCUACGACUUGCAUUGCCCUAGGUUACAGGUCGAUGCGGGGCCAUACUGAGUUGUUUUUCUUGCUUAGUGGCGCUCGUGCAUGACAAAGUCAAGCGGUACAUGUGCGCUUUUGUGUCAAUGGGCACCUCACGUGAUUCAAAAGUGCUGUGCCUAGUGAUAAAAAUAAAAUAAACUGUAGACAUUAUGGCCUGUAUCAUUAUUGAUGUGUCACUGCACUCAUAGUUGUUUUGUUUAUUACAUUCUCUGCUUGUUUCUUGGCAAGUAACCUAUUUAGUAAUGUGCUUUGGGAUAGAAGCUGGUGGUCAUGCGCUGUAAAAGGCCAAGGUAUUAGAUCUCAAUAACAUUCGUACAGCCUGUCCUUUGUAAUCUUCUCAUUGUAGGACAAACUGGGCCUAUAUGUGACUUAAAUGGGUACAGCCAACUAAGAUCAUAUCAAGAUAUUGGGGAAAUUGAUAGACAGAGGUAAUAAGAGAGACAAAGGGGAAAACAGAUCAGUGAUACAAUGGAACUGAUUGUUUGAUCAUUAAAAUAUAUUGUCUGGGAUGAUAAACCGAAAGUGAUCGAUACAGACGAACCAAUGAUUUAUCGAGGACAUUUUACUGAUAUCAAUAAUAACGAUAAAGUAGCUUUAACUUUAUUUUUUUCUUAGGGAGUAGGUCAGCUUUAAUAAUGCAGCUUGUGGCUUCUAUCAAUGUAAUUGUCUGCAUCAUUUCCAAUCGCCCAUAUAUUUUGUUUUGGUAAGUAUAGGCUAUAUUUUAAAUAAAUAUAUGUUGUAUUAAAUAUAUUUUCCUUUAUUAUUUUCCCCUAACCCUACGACCCCUCCCCUAAUUUGAUUAAACUAAUGGCCAACAAUACUUAGGCUUCUACUUCCAGCUUAUACAUACAUUUUACACUAUUCCAUUUUUUAUUUAUUUUUAUUUUUUAGUUACCCUCAACCCCACCCAUCUAUCUCUGAAAACCAUCCAGCUUUGAUUUCUAAUUGCCAUAUAUUUUUCCAACGGUGAUGUUUCACCAAAGUUCUGAACCUUUCUAUUCUCAUAGUUUUUAUAGAUUGUAAAUUAAAGAUACAUUUUUUUGCUAAGAAUAUUAUUUUAUUGAUUGAUUGACUAUGGCUUUUCAAGUCACCCAGCAGUGCUAUUUGCAGAGUUAGCUCCAGGUAAAUGUUGCAAUUCUUCAGCCAUUCCUGAACCUGCAACCAAAAACAAGCUACAUAAGGGCAGUACCAAAACAAGUGAUCUAAUGAUUCUGUCUCUUCGCAGCAAAAUCUGUAGAGCUGGGAUGGUUGUAUCCCCCAUAUAUGUAUCAUUCUAUUGGUUGCAAGAAUUUUGUAUCAUAAUUUUAAAUUUGAAAAACUCUACGUUUUGAAUCCAGCGUCGUUUUGUGUAUCAGCUCAUAAACUAUGGAAUCAGUACGUCGCAAAUCUCUUCCCAACCAUUUUGAAAGCUGUAUGGCGCAGCUGUCCAUUGUUUGGCCUUAAAUUAAACUUGUAUACUUUCUUAUUUAUCACAAUUUUCUUUUAUCAAUUUUUGUCUUUAAUGCAGGGCCGACAGACAAGUUCCUUACUUCUACCCCUUCCACUUGCCUCCUCAAUCUUUGCAGUAAUGCUGCAAUCAGUUGGUUGUAAUUUUGGAUAGAGCAGAUAUUCCCAUAUAUUUUUGUUAACUGCAUGUGUGACAACUCCACCACUCCUAUUUAUUACAUCAUUUACAAAUAUAAUAUUGUUUAAAAAAAAAAAUAAUACAGUACCAGUCAAAAGUUUGGACACACCUACUCAUUCAAGGGUUUUUCUUUAUUUGUACUAUUUUCUACAUUGUAGAAUAAUAGUGAAGACAUCACAACUAUGAAAUAACACAUAUGGAAUCAUGUAGUAGCCAAAAAAGUGUUAAACAAAUCAAAAUAUAUUUUAUAUUUGAGAUUUUUCAAAGUAGCCUUGAUGACAGCUUUGCACACUCUUGGCAUUCUCUCAACCAGCUUCAUGAGGAACGUUUUUGCAACAGUGUUGAAGGAGUUCCCACAUAUACUGAGCACUUGUUGACUGCUUUUCCUUCACUCUGUGGUCCAACUCAUCCCAAACCAUCUCAAUUGGGUUGUGGUCGGGUGAUUUGUGGAGGCCAGGUCAUCUGAUGCAGCACUCAUCACUCUCCUUGGUCAAAUAGCCCUUACACAGCCUGGAGGUGUGUUUUGGGUCAAUGUCCUGUUGAAAAACAAAUGAUAGUCCCACUAAUCGCAAACCAGAUGGGAUGGCGUAUCGCUGCAGAAUGCUGUGGUAGCCAUGCUGGUUAAGUGUGCCUUGAAUUCUAAAUAAAUCAGUGUCACCAGCAAAGCACCCCCACACCAUCACAUCUCCUCCUCCAUGCUUCACGAUGGGAACCACACAUGCAGAGAUCAUCCGUUCACCUAAUAUGCGUCUCACAAAGACACGGUGGUUGGAACCAAAAAUCUCAAAUUUGGACUCAUCAGACCAAAGCACAGAUUUCCACCGGUCUAAUGUCGAUUGCGCUCGUGUUUCUUGGCCCAAGCAAGUCUCUUCUUAUUAUUGGUGUCCUUUAGUAGUGGUUUCUUUGCAGCAAUUCGACCAUGAAGGCCUGGUUCAUGCAGUCUCUUCUGAACAGUCAGUUUCAGAAUGGGUGGCAAGGAAUAAGUUAGUCCUAAAUCUUUCAAAAACUAAAAGCAUUGUAUCUGGGAAAAAUCAUUUACUAAACCCUAAACCUCAACUAAAUCUUGUAAUGAAUAAUGUGGAAAUUGAGCAAGUUGAGGAGACUAAAUUGCUUGGAGCAACCCUGGAUUGUAAACUGUCAUGGUCAAAACAAAUUGAUACAACAGUAGCUAGGAUGGGGAGAAGUCUGUCUAUAAUAAAGCGCUGCUCUGCAUUCUUAACAGCACUAUCAACAAGGCAGGUCCUACAUGCCCUAGUUUUGUCGCACCUGACCACAAUCAUGUGGUCAGGUGCCACAGAGGUACUUUGGAAAAUUGCAAUUGGCUCAGAACAGGGCAGCACGGCUGGCCCUUGGAUGUACACAGAGAGCUAACAUUAAUAAUAUGCAUGUCAAUCUCUCCUGGCUCAAAGUGGAGGAGAGAUUGACUUCAUCACUACUUGUAUUUGUGACUACUUGUAUUACAUGUUGAAUGAACCGAGCUGUCUAUUUGAACUACUGGCGCACAGCUCGGACACCCAUGCAUACCCCACAAGACAUGCCACCAGAGGUCUCUUCACAGUCCCCAAGUCCAGAACAGACUAUGGGAGGCGCACAGUACUACAUAGAGCCAUGGCUACAUGGAACUCUAUUCCACAUCAAGUUACUCGUGCCAGUAGUAAAAUUAGAUUUAAAAAACAGAUACAAAUACACCUAAUGGAACAGCGGGAACUUUGAAGCAACACAAACAUAGACACAUGCAUACAAACACACAAUAACAUAAGCACUAUACACACAUGUACACAUAGAUUUUGUAUUAUAGAUAUGUGGUAGAGUAGAGGCCUGAGGGCACACACUUAAUAUGUUGUGAAAUCUAUUAUGAAUGUGUUAUGUUUUUAAAAUGUAUAACUGCCUUAAUUUUGCAGUUAACUCCUAAUGAAUUUAUCCUCUGCAGCAGAUGUAACUCUGGGUCUUCCUUUCCUGUGGCGGUCCUCAUGAGAGCCAGUUUCAUCGUAGCGCUUAAUGGUUUUUGCGACUGCACUUGAAGAAACUUCCAAAGUUCUUGACAUUUUCCAGAUUGACUGAUCUUCAUGUCUUAAAGUAGUGAUGGACUGUCGUUUCUCUUUGCUUAUUCGAGCUGUUCUUGCCAUAAUAUGGACUUGGUCUUUUACCAAAUAGGGCUAUCUUCUGUAUACCCCCCCUACCUUGUCACAACACAACUGAUUGGUUCAAACGCAUUAAGAAGGAAAUACAUUCCACAAAUGAACUUUUAAGAAGGCACACCUGUUAAUUGAAAUGCAUUCCAGGUGACUACCUCAUGAAGCUGGUUGAGAGAAUGCCAAGCGUGUGCAAAGCGGUCAUCAAGGCAAAGGGUGGCUACUUUGAAGAAUCUCUAAUAUAUUUUGAUUUGUUUAACACGUUUUUGGUUCCUACAUGAUUCCAUUAUUGUUAUUUCAUAGUUGUGAUGUCUUCACUAUUAUUCUAUAAUGUAGAAAAUAGCAAAAAAAUAAAGAAAAACCCUUGAACGAGUAGGUGUAUCCAAACUUUUGACUGGUACUGGAUGUUUAUUUUGUAUUUUUAUCGAUUAGUAUAUUUGAGUUUAACCAUAAUAUUUGUUCUCUUUUCUGCUAGAUUAAACUGAAAUUGCAACCAGCUUUCUAUGGUUGUUUUAAAAAUAGCGAUAUUUUGGAGAUUAUUUCAUUUUCAAAUAACCGAAAGUGAGAGGUUGUAAUCUACAAUGAAGGGAAAAAGACCAUUCUUGAACACUGGGUGAUCCAUUCUUACUAAUCUGCUAGAGAACCAGUUCAGAUUUAAGUAUAGCUUUUGUAUGACUGAAGCGUUUAGUGAGAGGUCCAAUAUUUAUUUAAUCAUUUCUGCCCUCCAUAUUCAUUAUAUAAAUAGGCCUGUUUAAUUUUAUCUGGCUUGCCGUUCCAAAUAAGGUGGAAUAUUUUUUUGCUCAUAUAAUAAAUAAAUACAAGUAUUUCGCUGUAGGCAGGGCCAUAAGUAAAUAGGUAACCAUGGAUAUGACUAAAUCUGCUAAUCUGCUAAUAUGGGCUAUUGCCAACAGCACAGUUGAUAGCCACAACAUUUAAAGUAGUAGUAGUAGUAGUAGGUGUCUGUGUAGCUCAGUUGGUAGAGCAUGGUGCUUGCAACGCCAGGGUUGUGGGUUCGUUUCCCACGGGGGACCAGUAUGAAAAUGUAUGCACUCACUAACUGUAAGUCGCUCUGGAUAAGAGCGUCUGCUAAAUGACUAAAAUGUAGUAGUUUUAAGGGUAAUAUAAAAAUAGGAACUGGUGCACACUGUUAAAAAUGUAUCGUUAUUGUGAUUCAGUCAAUUUAUCGUGAUAUGGAUUUUUGUCCAUUUCGCCCAGCUCUGUCAACUAAAAUUGUUCUCCAAGAGUUGCUGAAUAUUUUUGACAUUUUAGGCUAAGUUUUCCUCCUUUAUUCAUACCUUGGUUCAAAAGCAAGGUAGUAGUGACAGUGUUCAGUAGUAUUUUUCUGUGCACAGAGAGAUAGACGGACAUCAGCCGAAGAGAAUUUGAGCGAUGGCAUCAGUAAUGAUGUAGCCUUGGAAGCCACAUGAGGCUAAUAAUGAUGAAAGUGACUGUAUUGUAGAAAUGAACCAAGUAGAACAGACAUGCUUCUUCAUUCAAAUGGUUCUUUAAAAAACUUUUUGUGGUGUGACCCACUAAAGCUUUUGGAAUUUUCAUGUGACUGCAAAAUAAAUGGAACCAGAGUUGUUUGUUGUUGUUACCACCCAGUUUUAAGCCAACCCAUUAAAGGAAUUAGCCACAACAUUACCCCAAGGUUACUGACCUACUCAAUGGGUGCAUCUCAAUAGUCUCAAGUGGCUCCCUUCAUCUCCUCUCCUUCGUCUGCAUUUAUCUGAUGAUAACACAUGAUAGGUGAAAGCAACAUUAUGGUGAUGAAUGCCUGCAGAGGUCAAGUUCUUUCACAUCUAUGCAAAUAUGGCAGAGGAGAGGAGGCCACUCAAGCCUAAUGAGAUGCACCCUGUGAGACCUAACCACCAGCUAGCUAAGGAUCGGACCGAGCUGUAUCUUUUUUCUAUCCAUGCAUGGAGUCUGUGAUUGUAGACUGGCAUUGGCUGUUUGACUUAAUUGACUUAGUGUUACAUCAUUACAGCGGUCACGUUGCAUCAGAGCUUUGCUGCCACUGAUGUCCCGCCCACUGCUGCUGCCCCUCAAACCACGGCUCUGCCUCCUGCGCCCCCAGCCCGGCCUGAGAGGGGCAACUACACUGUAACCAAUGGCAACGGGACCGUCUGUCUGAUGGCCCGUAUGGGACUGCAGCUCAACAUCCGCUUCAGCUCUGCCUCUCUCAAUAAUGUACGCACACGGACACACAUACUUGCACGUACUUGCAGCCUAGGCACUCACUCACUCUCACACCAACCCGUGUCUUGUCCUGUGUGUGCAGACUGUGCAAGACGUGGUGAACCUCCAGCCCAACGUGACUAAGAGCUCAGGGUCAUGUGACUCGGACAGUGCCACCCUGAUGCUGAUGGCUGAUGAGGAGAAAACCAACCUCACCUUCCUUUUCUCCCUGGUCAGAGCUCUCUUACCUUUUUUUGCUUCUCUUUACUUUCUCUCUUUCUCUCUUUGGCUGUACCUUUCACCUCAUCCAGACACAGACAGACAAAGAGACACACACACACACAAUACAAAUACUCAUUCCCUUACUGUACACACACACAGGCAGAGUAAACCCACAGAAUGGAAAUGUCCUGGUACCUGGUGUUACCAGCAGGAUUGUAGUGUGUAGGGGGAAUGGAGGUGAUGGAUGGCAGACUACUGAUCUCUACAUGAUGAUUGGUUUAUUCUUUUUCUCAUCAGUACAUGCAUAAAUAAGGUAGUCUUCUGUAUCAGUAGUACAAACCUUUCCGCACUAACACAAGAUGGAGCCUCAUGAACAAGCAGAGAACAGGCACUCAUGACUUGGAUUGUUCCAUGCUGGCUUAAAUGGAGUGGGUUUGGCUCUGUAAUCCUGUGUGUCAUCAUUGGUUCUCUUGUGUCUGCAGAAUGCCACGUCCAGUAAGUACCACCUGAGUGGAGUGAUCCUGUCUGCAGUCUGGCUGGACAUGAGUGGUGAGUCUGGAUCCAUAGUUCAACAGAUCAUCUGUGCAGCAUUUAAUCUAGUGAAUAAUGCAUGCACAUGAUCCAUCUAUCCUCUUAUAACCUCAGUCUGUCAUGUAUGCAGUUUUUCCAGUGUUGACACCCCUCUAUAAUCCUCCCUUUCCCACAAUGCAUCCCCCACCUGGUCCUACUGUAACUUCUUCUUGUCCUUAUCCGCCUCUCCCAUCCUUUCUUUCUCCUUUUUCACAGCCCUCCCUUUCCUUUCUUUUCAUCCUCUUUUCCAUUAUAUUCAGUUUUCUCUUCCCUUUCUCACGCCACCCAUAACCUCGCCCUCCUUCUCUACCUCCAUCCCUUCUCAACAUAUCUCGCUCUCCCUGUCGUCCCUCCAGAGCCCUUCUCAGCCAGUAACAGUAGUCUGGACUACCUGCGCGGUACCCUGGGGCAUAGUUACGUGUGUCAUGAAGAGCAGACUCUGGCUGUGGCUGUGAACUUCUCUCUCAACACCUUCCAGCUGCAGGUGCAGCCCUUCGGCCUAACCAGGGACCAGUUUGGAGCAGGUACUGUACUGGGUGUUACUAUGGGACUGUCACCAUUUAAAAUGUGUUAUUUUAGGAAGGUGGUUGUUAUCCACAUUUCUGAGAUUGGAGUAAUAAUUAGAUUAUAAUGAUGGUCACUCAGUCAACUUCUGCUUUUUCUUGUCUUUCCAUCUCUUAUUUUUUUCCCACCAUUUUCUUUCUCUCUCCAUUGGUGUAUCUCAUUCCCCCUCUCUCACUGUCUCUCUCAAUCCCUCCAGCGGAGGAGUGUCAGCUGGAUGAGGAUGACAUGUUGAUCCCCAUCAUCGUGGGCGCUGCGCUGGCCAGCCUGGUCCUCAUUGUCCUUGUGGCCUACCUUAUCGGCAGGAAGAGGAGCCACGCCGGGUACCAGACUAUCUGACAUUACUACCUGUCAACUGGUCUUACCCUAGAAUCCUUGCUGCCACCUCCUCCCCUUCAUGGGGUCGAUUUGCGCUUUCAGGACUGUAUAAUAAAAAAAGGGAAUCUGCUGAGAGAUUGUAAUGACAUAACAAAACACUCUUGACACAGUCACUUAACAUUGCAGGAGGGGAUGGUGUGGUGGAGUGCUCAAACCAUAUGCUGAAUAAUAAUCCACACUCACUCUGCGUAGCCUAUGGUAUUUUAUCAUGCUUACGUUUUACUGGUCUCUGACAAAAGCACUUUGGGUUCCUCUAGGAGUGGAUUGAGGUAAUUUGAUGGUAAAGCAGUUGAGGUCUGCAGAGAGAGGGACUCAUUAAUUUAUGGUGAUCAGAGAGUAACACUAGCCCAGUCCACAAACAACCCUAUAGCCCCUACCCCCUAAAUAACUUGGAAUCUCCACCUUGCGUCUGAUUAGUACAUUUGCGGGGCAAGAGGGAGUGUAACAAUGAACUGAAACUGAAUUGACAGAACGAGCGUCAUGCUACACUAGAAUGAAGGGACGUGGUGGGCGUAUGCUCUACUUACACAUUGGAAUUUCAGUGCACUGUACAAUGGCAGUUAUGAAACUUGACUACCAUGUUACUACCUAACCUAAAGAUGAUAUGGAUGAAAAUGCUGUUACUCAGCAUGUUGGCACAGUGGAGGAAAUGUAUUAUGUGCCAGUGCUUUUCCCCUCGUAGCAGUGACUUAAACCUGGUUUUAUGAAUACUGGUACUACCAAUUAUAGUUACAUUAUUAAUACACAGUGAUUUUUUUUGCUACUUUUUUUUGUUGGUACUUCCAGUGAUAUAUUAAGGGGAGUGGUUGUUACAGUAAAGUUACAUGGUGUUCACAAAGGCCGAAUAUUAGCUCAAAAUGUAACUGGACAUUUGAGUGAAUAGUUCAGUUAUAGGUUGUUUUCUUAAGUUAGGAUUCGGGCUAUUAUAGUUAGAACAAUUUUAGGGAGUUGGAGUUACUGUCAAUAGUACAACGCCAUUUUAGAAAGGACAGAAUUUUGCCACCCCAAAAUAAUUUGAAAUGCCCUUGCCAAAUGGAAUCUGUGCCUCGCCACUUACAAGAAGGAUGGGAUCUAUGCCAAUGUUAUUGUUUCUCUC
Coregonus sp. 'balchen' is the source of this 9300-nucleotide messenger RNA. The record is from the annotation of a GenBank genome assembly. Lineage: Eukaryota; Metazoa; Chordata; Actinopteri; Salmoniformes; Salmonidae.